Messenger RNA from Colossoma macropomum (tambaqui), 632 nucleotides. It is a transcript of the gene ndufa13, whose product is annotated as NADH:ubiquinone oxidoreductase subunit A13. Bases 50 to 484 code for a protein of 144 amino acids. The transcript is spliced from 5 exons. NCBI's taxonomy places the organism in Eukaryota, Metazoa, Chordata, Actinopteri, Characiformes, Serrasalmidae. The record is from RefSeq and is a predicted model, not a curated record.
GCUGACUCUGAAAUCCUGAGCUCGGCUCGGUGGUGGAGGGAGGAGGAAGAUGGCGGCGUCCAAGGUGAAGCAGGACAUGCCUCCUCCGGGAGGUUAUGGACCGAUCGAUUACAAGCGAAAUCUACCCAAAAGGGGGUUUUCUGGGUAUACUAUGUUUGGGAUUGGUAUUGGAAUAAUGGCAUUUGGCUACUGGAGGCUCUUCCAAUGGAACAGGGAGAGGAGGAGGUUGCACAUUGAGGAGCUGGAGGCACGGAUAGCUAUACUGCCUCUGCUACAGGCUGAACAUGACCGCAGGACGUUACGAAUGCUUCGAGAGAAUCUGGAGGAAGAAGCAAUUAUCAUGAAGGAUGUCCCUGGCUGGAAGGUGGGUGAGAAGGUUUUCCACACAGAUCGCUGGGUGACUCCCCUCCCAGAGGAACUCUUUAACCUUCGUCCCAGAGAGGAGCUUCUACACAAGAAGUUUGGCUUCCUGUGGUACGUGUAGAAUCCAGCUGACUUCACUCAGCCUGAACCCAGUGAGCCCUCACAGGGGACCAACCAUCUGCCCCCACCCAGCUCUGGAAAAAGGAGCACCUUGUUCAGAUUGUAAAUGUUUAAAGUAUUAAAUGUGUUUUCUUUGAUUCCCAAAAGAA